AUGUCUGCCCAAUAUCACUCCGGUUCCCAAGACGGUGUCAAGACCUACAUCGACCGCAACGGUGAUACCGUUCAGGAAUCUAGCGGCCCAACUCCAAUCUUCCGCGGUCUCGCUGCCGCCGGCGGUGAAGCUUUCAUCUCCGACUCUGAGGAAUCUUCUGGAGAAGAAUACCACCAGCACGCACACGGUGUUCCAUCCUUGCCAAAAUCCGAGAAGAAGUCCAAGAAGGAAAAGAAGGAUAAGAAGUCCAAGAAGUCCAAGAAGGAACGAUCCGGAUCUUCCUCCUCCGGCCAUGGCUGCAACUGCAGCCACAGCCACUAA
Messenger RNA from Orbilia oligospora ATCC 24927, 321 nucleotides. RefSeq lists its product as uncharacterized. Bases 1 to 321 code for a protein of 106 amino acids. The record is from RefSeq and is a predicted model, not a curated record. NCBI's taxonomy places the organism in Eukaryota, Fungi, Ascomycota, Orbiliomycetes, Orbiliales, Orbiliaceae. The transcript has a single exon.